Messenger RNA from Mizuhopecten yessoensis (Yesso scallop), 1628 nucleotides. Its product is annotated as carbohydrate sulfotransferase 3-like. NCBI's taxonomy places the organism in Eukaryota, Metazoa, Mollusca, Bivalvia, Pectinida, Pectinidae. The record is from RefSeq and is a predicted model, not a curated record. Gene Ontology annotation, biological process: N-acetylglucosamine metabolic process; sulfur compound metabolic process. The transcript has 3 exons. Bases 59 to 1246 code for a protein of 395 amino acids. Gene Ontology annotation, molecular function: N-acetylglucosamine 6-O-sulfotransferase activity.
UGUCAACUGAUUCUGAUACAAACAGUGGCACCAGAGUUCAGAUUUGUUUGACGGCGGCAUGUCAAAACCUCUCCGAAAUGUACACAUUGUGUUUUGGACGAUUUUCAUUGUACUACCUAUACUGUUUAUAUUUAGCAGGUCCGUUUUUUUGUUGUAUACGCCAACGCGCUACGCAACAAGAUUGCACACGAAGUCACCGGAAACUCCCAAUAUAAUGUUACAUAUGCCACAGGCUACCACUAGAUCGGAGUCUGAUAUCAUGAUAGUCGGGUAUAUCCGCGGAGGGUCGACUUUCCUAGGAGAACUGAUGGGGGUUCGUAAGGGGAGUUUUUAUCUCUACGAACCCCUGUUUAGCCUCAGUAAACUUGGUUACUUCAAACCGGGGUACCAUUGUAAUACUAUGGACACCUACUGCACUCAAGCAAAAAGAAUCGAUAUGCAUGCUCUCGGUGUUCUUAAAUCCAUCUACAGCUGUGAUUUUCGACUGUUGGAGGACACAAUAUCACUUUGGAGUUUCGCCAAGGGACGUGGAGACUUCAAUUGGACUAAGUCACUGAAAGACUGUAACGGGCGGCUGCAAUAUUGCUUCGACAAGCAAAUACGCCGCUGUGAAAACGCUACAUCAAGAGUUACCAAGGUCGUGAGAGUUACGGUAGGAUUGGUCGGCAGAAUGCUUGAAAAAUAUCCUAAUCUAAAAAUUGUGCAUCUAAUGAGGGAUCCACGAGCUGUGUUACAUUCCAGGAUGGAAAUAUGGCCAUCUAAUACCAAGAAUACGCUAGAGACAGCCCGCAGUCUGUGUCGGAAAAUGAAGGAGGAUUACAUGGAUUCGAAGCAAUUGUUGAUUCACCACCCUAACAGAGUUCGCACCGUGUUUUAUGAGGAUUUGGCAAUUGAACCGAUUAAGGUCACGAAAGAGCUAUAUAAAUUUGCAAAUUAUGAUUUUACUUAUGAAGAUGAAAGGAGAAUAAGAAACAUGACCGGGUCUUAUUCAAUCGAAACAAAGGCAAAUCGAAAAUGGGGUUUAUUCAAGCAAAACUCGAGUGAAACUGCCCGAAAAUGGCGAUUGACUAUUCCUCCUUCCGUUGCCCUUCUGACCGGUUUGGGAUGUUCUGAGAUUUAUGAUCUGGCUAGAUACCCAGAGCUGAAGGACAAGACAGACCUAAGAAACACAAGUAUACCACUCAGACUCCCAAUGAACCCAAAAUCUCUCCUCAGUGACUAUCUGACACAUAACGGUCAUGUUUGAAUAUAACAAUGUUAUAUUUCCCUCGAUUAUUAUUGUUAUUUGGACAUGCAUUUCUUGAUGUAUGCGUAGCACUUAAUGGAAAAAAAGUGAUUAAGAAAAAUGUGGAAACAAUUUACUUCGGCACUUCGUUUAAAAAAAAAAAAGAGUAAAAAGGGUUAUCAGGAAAGUCACUUUCUCAUUUCGAAUAAUCAAACUGGUGCAAGAAAACAAAAUUCAUGUUAGAUCAAAUAUGAAUAAUGUGUUAUAAAAUGUAUAUAUAACAAAAUUGUCAACACAAAAGAACGAAAUUUACAACUUCAAAACCCGAGAACAAAAUAUACCACAGCAUUAACACACAAAAAAUAUAUACCACAGCGUCAAAACAAAAUAUACCACAACGUCA